Molecule: messenger RNA, 5019 nt
Organism: Caenorhabditis angaria
Lineage: Eukaryota; Metazoa; Nematoda; Chromadorea; Rhabditida; Rhabditidae
Source: the annotation of a GenBank genome assembly
AUGGCUGAUAAUUUGUUAUCAUCCCCAAAUUACAUCAACUGGUCAAUGUUGAAAUUCUAUGGAAAGGUUUGUUUUUGCCCUUCCGGCAUUGUUUUCUUUCGCAAAAAUUUCGUGUCAUCUUUUUCCGAGAAAAAACAACAUUUCUUUAUGACACAAAACAAAAAAAAAUUGAGAAGAAGAAGACGAAAAAAAAAAUGUAAGCGCGCUUGACAAAAUUCGAGAAUUAUAACGGUGGGAAAAAGAAAGAGACACACAGAACACAACAACACAUAUUUUUUCCCCGCCGCUCAAAAACAGUCCUUUUGCCCGGCAUUGCCCUUUUCGUUAUUUUGUAUUAUUUUUCGAUCUAGAAUAUUAUAAAAAAUGAAUUUUCAAGAUACUAACUAUGUGUAUCGUUAUUAUUUUUUUCAACAAUUAAUUCAGUCGUUAGCUCAAUUUUUUGUAGGUCAAAUAUGGGCGGGGGUCUGGGGGUAGGGCCCCAAGGGGGAGGGUCCAGGGGAGACCCGGGAAAGAUUUCAGAAGAGAUCGGGGGCCCAAAAACACUCUUGAAAUUUUCAAUCAAUAAUUUUUUGCAGCCGCAAAUGAGCACCCCCGAUGAUCCUGUCAUCCAUAGUCCACCAUCAAUUGGAGCCGCGCCUGGAAUGAAUGGUUAGUUCAAAAAAUGCCGUGGAAGAGAAUUGGUUUUCUAGGCCAUUUCAUAAUCGUAUAGUUUUUGAAAAAAACAAAAAGUUUUUCGAAAAACAAGAACGAAAUAAUCGUGAGAACAUUACUGUAAGAAUUAAGAGCGAGAAAAAAAUAACAAUUUUUAUCCUUUCAUAUUUAAUUCUCUUCCGGAUAAACAACAUGAGAGUGAAAAACAAAAUGUGUGUUUUCUAGGAUAUCACGCAGCUGGCCUGAAAGUAGAAGAACCAUCAGGCGCUUGCGGUUCGCCAGACGACGGCAACCUUGACUCAUCAUCCGAUGAAUCGCGACGUCGUCAAAAAACAUGCCGUGUUUGCGGCGACCAUGCGACCGGCUACAAUUUCAACGUCAUCACUUGCGAGUCGUGUAAAGCGUUCUUCCGUCGCAACGCGCUUCGACCAAAAGAGUUCAAAUGUCCGUAUUCGGAAGAUUGCGAAAUCAAUUCGGUCAGCCGGCGGUUUUGUCAAAAAUGUCGGUUGCGAAAGUGCUUUUCGGUUGGCAUGAAGAAGGAGUGGAUUUUGAAUGAGGAACAAUUGAGAAGGCGGAAAAAUUCGCGAUUGAAUAACACCACAUCGAACAAACGACCGCAACAACCAUCGUCACAACAACAUCAACAAAAUUCACUUGGACAUCCAGCUGUUGCAGUUUAUGUGAGUUCUGGGAAUUUUAAGAGGAAUUUUCAACCAAUUAUUUUUCAGCAACAACAAACAAGGCCGUUGCUAAUUGAAAAUCAGGUAAAUAGACCACCCACGACGCAUUGUUUUUGAAAAAAACUGUGCGGCAGUUUUUCGUUUCAAAAAACUAGAGGGUUUUUCCAACAAAAAAAAUGAAUUUAAUUGUGUUUUUAAUUCGAUGAUUCGAUUUUCUGUCAUUCUGAACCAAAAAAAACCAAAUUUUUUUCCAGAUUCAUCAUAUGACACCAUCUCGGCCGAAUGUUAUGCCACCAUCUUUAAUAAGUCCGCCAGGAGGGCAAACAUAUCCACUAACUUCACCAGUUGGAUCAACGUCUUCAGAUUCUCCGCCAUCAAGAAAUCUGACAAUGAUGCAACAUAAUGGGGAUAAGAAUCAUGACGGUGUAAGUUAUCUGAAAAUCGGCAUCGAUUUUUUCGAGUCGGGAGAAAAAGAAUGGUGUUUUUACCUUUGUUUGCAAAAUGUGUGGUCAUUAUUAUGUACAUAUAUAGGAAUCUAGUUAGAUUCACAACUAAAAUUUUGAAAAAAAUCAAAGUAUACACUAUCAUAUAUAUCUUAACACAUUGUUGUAAUCACUCUGUUCUCUUUUUGCACAUAUACACAUAUAUAAAUCCACCGAAAUUUUCGAAAUCAUUUCCAUUUCCAUUUAUUUUUUGAAUGCAUUAGUGUGAUUUCAUUUUCUAGUACGAUCCGAAUAUCAUGCGAAUCACAUCAUUGCCCAGUGAGGAGAAUCUUCUUCUUUCAACAUCCACCGUCUGCUCGCCAACUACAAAUAUUCGCCCAAAGUUUGAUCAAAACGGAAAGGUAAAAACUGUUUCUUUUUUCUCAAACCGACUAAUCCACUCUUCUCUAUGAUUUUUUUCCAAAUUUUUUUUCUUCUCCUAUUUUUUAUGUUGGCUAUGUUUGUGUGUCCCCCCCCCCCAUGAAAAACCUGGAUUGACAUCAUCAUUUUCAGACAAUUUAAAGUCAAAAUUGAUUUUCUAUAGGUUGUCCUCUCUGCCGAAGAGUACAAGCAACUUCUUGCCAGAAUUCCGGGUAAUCAAGUGCAUCCGGGUAUGAUGACUGAUGAUGAACCGAUCUCGAAACGGUAAGAUUUGCAGAUUGCGAUUUUGUAAUUAGUAUUCAAAUUUUGAUCCUUAAGCGAUUUCUCUGUGAUCUCUUGCUAAUUUUCUCUCGAUAUGCACGCUAAAAAACAGCCUAAGCGAGCAACACAGCUGAAAUAGUGCUACAGUAUUCAAAUUCAAAUGGUCCUGAAGCGACUAUUUGAAUUUGAAUACGGUAGCACUAUUUUCUCUGUGAAAUUUGAGGGAUCGGAAAAAGGUCAAAACACAGCUGAAAUAGUGCUACAGUAAGACAAGUUUUCUCGAUUCCAAAAUUAAAUUAGUGUGAGAGCAACUAUAUUUCAUUACAAAAUCUGAAUCUGACGAGGGAAGUGUGUGACCAGUCCCCGGAGAUUUUCAAUGAGACCUAUGUUUUUAGGUCAGUUUUUCACGCUGAUAAAGCUCCUGUUUUCAGUUUUUGCUGAACGACUCUCUGAAGAGCCCAAAAAUGGGCCGAAAGUUGAGAAUUUCCGGAAAAUCGCGUUUUUGAGAGCCCAUAACUCAUGUUAGAAAUUAUUUUUAUGGAAAACUGAAUUUAUCACGUUGUUCAGGAGGUUCGAUUUACCAAAGUCACAAGUUUUGACAAAAUUUUCCAAAAAUUUUCAAAUGUGCAAUCCAUGACCUGAGCCUAUUUUCUGAGCCACAAAAUUUUUUUCUGAAAAAUUAUGGACUUACUAAUCAAAAAUUUGUGACUUUGGUAAAUCGAACCUCCUGAACAACGUGAUAAAUUCAGUUUUCCAUAAAAAUAAUUUCUAACAUGAGUUAUGGGCUCCCAAAAACGCGAUUUUCAGGAAAUUCUCAACUUUUGGCUCAUUUUUGGGCUCUUCAGAGAGUCGUUCAGCAAAAACUGAAAACAGGAGCUUUAUCAGCGUGAAAAACUGACCAAAAGGACAUAGGUCACAUUGAAAAUCUCCGGGGACUGGUCACACACUUCCCUCGUGAAAAAAUCAAUUUCAAGCUGAAAAUUCCAAAAUUUUUUCAGAAUUGCAUAUGGUUGUAAUAGUCAUCCAAUGCCGCCAUCCAACACAACUCCACCAUACAACGCACAAAUGGCUGAAAUGUCUCUAAACCGAAACAAUUCCGCACAAUAUCCAACCGGAAAUCAACCAUAUUUCGAUAUCGCAACAUUCGGAAUGGGAAUGGCAACAGCAACAGGAGGCGGUGACGCGGCUGAAGAAAUGUUCCGCCGUAUGAACUCCUUCUGUGAUACUAUCAUUCAAUCAGCGUUGGAUAGCCCGGAAAAUAAUACACCAAAUAUGGCUGAAGGUGCACAACAACAUAUGCCGAAAAGCGAGAUCUUUGAUAUUGAACAGCAAUCGCAUUUCCCAAAUUCUGACACAAGAUUGAAUUAUCAAUUAAAUGCGGCUGAAUUGAAAGCAUUGGAUGUUGUGAAUGAAGCGUUUGGUGGAAUGGAUGAUCAGAUGGAGCAGGGAAGACAACUUCAAUCAUUCUUGAAACCCAAUAAAACACCAGCAGAUAUUAUGAAUAUUAUGGAUGUUACAAUGAGAAGAUUCGUAAAAGUUGCGAAGAGCGUCGCUGCUUUCCGCGAAGUUUCACAAGAAGGAAAAUUCUCAUUGUUGAAAGGAGGGAUGAUUGAAAUGUUGACAAUUCGUGGUGUCACACGAUAUGACGCGGAAACCAACUCCUUCAAAACUCCAACCAUCAAAGGUGUUAACGUUUCGGUCAAUGUUGAUGAUAUGUUUGCAAAAUUGAAUGCGAAUGCACAAGCGCAAAAGCAGAAAUGUUUGGAAUUUUUCCGAUUUUUUGAUCAGGAAAUCAAAAGCAAUGAAAUUGCGGUGCAUUUGGUGAUGUUGGCUGUAUUGUUCUCUGUGAGAAAUGAUCCGCCAAUGAGUGAAAAUGAUGUUCGAAUUGUCGAAAGGCAACACAAUCACUUUAUGAGCUUACUGAAUAGGUAUGGGCAAUUUUUUGCAGCUGGGGAGCUAUUUUUUGAGCAAACUUAUUCUGAUGUGAGCAAAAAAUGAGCUAUACUCAUUUGAAAUAGCAUCUUCAGGGGGCAGAAUUUUCAGAUUCUCAAAUUUCCCUAUGAAAAAAUGAGCUACAGUAUGCAAGUUUCAGUAACUCAAAAACCUCUGACCCCUUUUCACAGAUUUUGAUCUACAGUAAUCCAGGCAUCUUCUUUUAAAAUUUCACGUUCAUAAUUUUGUCAGUUCAUAAUUUUGUCAAAUUUUUGGCUAACUCAAUUUCGAAGCAAAUAUUUUUGAAUUUUCGGUACCGAGAUCUUUUUGAAAAAAAACCACUGAAAGUCGCUUGAAAUGAAAAAUACUGCCUGAAACACUUCAAAAAAUCAAUAAUUUAAAUUUCCAGGUAUUUGGAGUCGCUGUAUGGCGAAGGAGCUCGACGCGUUUGUGAACGGUUACCAAAAGCUCUUGCAAUGUUAAACGUAAGUUUCUCCGAACCCUCAGAAAUUCCAAAAAAAAAAUCAAUAUUUUUCCAGGACAUUGCGAGAAACGCGGGAUCACUAUUCAUGGGUACUGUUAGAUCUGGUGAAGCUGAAGAACUACCAAAAGAGUUUUUCAAAAUUGAAUAA